AAAUUCUCAUUAGCCGAUGAGCUAGCCAAUGAGCGUCUGACAGACAUCGAUUUUUCAGUUUUGGUCUCACUACCGAAUGGCAUUGAUAUUAAUGAAUGGUUGGCCUCACACACUGUGUCAUUUUUUGAGCACGUCAAUCAGCUGUUCAGCUGUUUGGCCGAAUCCUGCAGGGCUAGCUGUGCUCAGAACAGCUCAAUUUCUUAUCAAUGGGUGGAUGAAAAAGGUAAAAAAACGAAGUACAAUGCGCCACAGUUUGUCGACCUUCUACUCAGUUCCAUACAGAAAUAUGUUGAAGAUGAAACCAUUUUUCCAACAAAAUACGGAAAUAAAUUUCCCCAAACGUUUGAGGCGAUCAUCCGCAAGGUACACUGCAGACUACAGCAGAUCAUCAAUCACAUCUACCAGUACCACAUGAAGUCCGUGAUGCAGUUGCAGUUAACUGCCUGCUUAAACACAACCCUCCUACACUUCCGCCAAUUCAACGACAACUUCCAUCUUCUGACGUCAUCAUCUACGUCG
Messenger RNA from Helobdella robusta, 519 nucleotides. RefSeq lists its product as hypothetical. Gene Ontology annotation, biological process: signal transduction; positive regulation of protein phosphorylation. The transcript has 5 exons. NCBI's taxonomy places the organism in Eukaryota, Metazoa, Annelida, Clitellata, Rhynchobdellida, Glossiphoniidae. The record is from RefSeq and is a predicted model, not a curated record. Gene Ontology annotation, molecular function: protein kinase activator activity. The annotation marks the transcript as partial. Gene Ontology annotation, cellular component: nucleus; cytoplasm.